GUGUGUAUGCCUAUAUAAUGUUUACCAAAUAUAAUGUUUACCAUUUAAGAAAUUUAAAGCUAGAUAACUAUAAAGUACAUUAAAAUCAUUGAAAUAAAAGCGAUAAUUUCGACGUGGAAAUUUCUCGGAAUUUAUAACAAUGGGGAAUAGCAGCAGCAGUACGAAAAAGAACAAUGCCAAUACAGGGCAAAAGAAGCGUUACGUUGGUGGAGCCCGGAAAGGAAGAGGGGUUGGGUACGGGACUGGCCAUUAUAGCGGAGGUCACGGCGGCGGUGGCGGCGGGGGUGAUGGCGGUUGUGGCGGCGGCGGCGGUGGCUGUGGUAGUGGAGGCGGUGGUGGAGGAUGUGGAGGUGGUGGUGGCGGCGGCGGAUGUGGUGGAUGCUAAACAUCAAAUUUCCAAGUUUAACUCGUUUUGCCUAGUUUUCUAUUGUUCCCGACACUCUGCACCUAAAGCUCCUAACCUUAUUCCAGUUUUUCGUCAUUAAGAAAACUAAUACAACGGCGAAAAGAGACAAAACAAUGAAACAAUCUGACAAGAAAAUGUGGCUUAUAAGCACGAUUAUAUUGUCGUAUGGAACAAAAGUGGUUAGCUCCUUGGUCAACGGUGUCACGUGUAUACAAGAAUCACGUUCUGCUUGUGUAUGCCAUUCUUUGCGCCCAUCUCUCAUUAUAAAUUGUUGAAAUUUCGAUCUGCGGUAGAAACUAUAUGCAUUAAGUAUUGAUAUGGUUUAUUUAUUUAUGUUAUUACACUUUCAUACUAAAUUGAUGAAUUAAUUUGUUUUUUCAGUCCAUAUGUUUUGUUGUUAGCAAUAUGAUACAAAUGAAAUGUAGCUUGAAAUUCUAAA
Molecule: messenger RNA, 845 nt
Organism: Mya arenaria
Lineage: Eukaryota; Metazoa; Mollusca; Bivalvia; Myida; Myidae
Exons: 2
Coding region: 140-385 (81 amino acids)
Source: RefSeq, a predicted model, not a curated record